Messenger RNA from Aspergillus aculeatus ATCC 16872, 1365 nucleotides. RefSeq names its product putative MFS monocarboxylate transporter (Mct). NCBI's taxonomy places the organism in Eukaryota, Fungi, Ascomycota, Eurotiomycetes, Eurotiales, Aspergillaceae. Gene Ontology annotation, molecular function: transmembrane transporter activity. The transcript is spliced from 5 exons. Gene Ontology annotation, biological process: transmembrane transport. Bases 1 to 1365 code for a protein of 454 amino acids. Gene Ontology annotation, cellular component: fungal-type vacuole membrane. The record is from RefSeq and is a predicted model, not a curated record.
AUGCAACGGCACGAGUUUGACCUUCCGAGUGAGCUUCCCGCAGAAGACAUCAAUGAACUAUAUCACAGCCAUGGAUCGACUUCAACCACGCAGGUCGACGUUGAAGCCGACAAGGACGAGCAUGCUGACGGGCGGCAACAUCCUCUCGAGGCCGCGCAAGAAGGAAGCAGUAACACGAGCGAUUCACUGGCACAAGGGCCUAAGGGGGCUCCAGAUGGUGGUGUAGAAGCCUGGCUGACGGUCCUGGGUGGCUUCUGCGCAAUGUUCGUCAGCUUCGGCUGGGUCAACUGCAUGGGCAUCUUCAUCGAUUAUUACAAGACACACCAGUUGCGGGACGAGUCCACCAGCACUGUGACAUGGGUCACGUCUCUGAUGACCUUCAUGAUGUUUUUCGGGGGUCCCUUCGUCGGGAUACUCUUCGACAACUUCGGACCCCGAUACAUCGUUCUCGCCGGCACCUUCUUCCACGUCUUCGGACUCAUGAUGAUCUCCAUCUCCUCGGAGUACUACCAGUUCCUGCUCGCCCAGGGCCUCUGCAGCCCGAUCGGCACCAGCGCGCUCUUCCACUGCAGCAUCAACUCCAUCAGCACCUGGUUCGGGCGGCGCCGCGCGCUCGCGCUCGGUAUCGCCACCAGCGGCGCCAGCCUGGGGGGCGUCAUCCUCCCGAUCAUGCUCACCCGGCUCUUCGACCAGCUCGACUUCGGCUGGGCGGUGCGCAUCUGCGCCUUCCUGAUCCUGUUCUGCCUGGUCAUCGCCAACUGCACCCUGAAGUCGCGGCUCCAGCACCGCCGCAAGCCGUUCCACUUCCUCGACUUCGUGCGGCCCCUCCGCGAGGUCCCAUUCCUGCUCACCACCGCCGGCACCUUCUGCUUCUUCUGGGGCAUGUUCCUCCCCUUCAGCUUCAUCCCCAGCCAGGCGCAGAAGAACGGCAUCACCCCAGGCCGCAUCAUCCCGCCCUACCUAGCGGACCUCUUCGGCCGCUUCAACCUGAUGAUCCUCAUGACGUUCUUGUCGGUCAUCCUCGUGUUGGGCCUCUGGCUCCCCACGCACGGCAACGUCCCCUCCAUCUGCUUCAGCGCCUUGUACGGCUUCAGCUCGGGGACCGCCGUCUCCCUGGCCCCCGCGCUCGUCGCCCAGAUCUCCGAGAUCCGCGAGAUCGGCGUCCGCAGCGGCACGUAUUUCUUCCUCGUCAGCUUCGCCGCCCUGACCGGCACCCCGAUCGCGGGCGCCCUGCUCCCGGACCCCUUGCACGGGUCGUAUCUCAAGCUGAAUGUCUUCUGUGCGGUGGUGAUGUGCUCCGGGGUCGGGUUUUAUUGUUUGGCUAAGUUGUGGAUUAGUGAGGGAAGGGUGGUCAGGAAGGUUUAA